AUGGAUCCAGUAAUGAUAAAAUUAAGUUUAAGGCACUUUCUUUGUGUCCUACUUACCUGCACGAGUUUCUCGGACCUCGCAGCUUGCUUCCAGGGACACCCGAAUCCUUUACCGGAUAUUUCAUCAUUGUGUCCACAUAGACAGUUCUGCAAUGGCACAGAAGCAAAGAAUAUUUCGAUAGAAGGUAAGGACUCAUGUUGUCAGAUUUGUUCUUGUGCUCCCGAUUGUCACACGGUCGGAAGCUGUUGCCCGGAUUUUAAACACCAUGUUGUGAGUCCGCCAACAUACCCUUGUAGACGGGUAACAAACAUACUGAAUUCAGUAAGGAAUAUUAGUUUGGUCACAGGAGAUAAACGUAUGUACCGAUUUAUUGAUGAUUGCCCUGAUAAAAAUACAUCAGCACUUUUCCCCGCUUGUGAAUACCCAGUCAAGUUGCAAGACUUUGUCAUCGUGUCGGAUAAAGCCAAUCAAAAAGUGUUUAAAAAUAGACACUGCGCAAUGUGCCAUGAAGUGGCUGAUUUCAACGAAUGGGAACUUACUACAUGGUGUGAGGAGGUUGCAAUUACAAAUUUUCAGACAUUUCAAGACAGAGACAACUACAUUUUGCAAAACUGUAUGCUAAACUCUUUCCCCCCAAACAAACUGAUACAUGAAUUGGCUACUUGUUUUUAUAUAACAGAGACGGUACAAGACUGUCAUGACAGCAAACUAUGGCCUGAAUAUGGCGACUUCCUGAAAACCGCGUGUCACAAAGAAACCCCCUCACAGAACACCGUUUACUUUAUGGAUGACACAUGGAAGCAGCGCGCGUAUAGAAAUGUUUUCUGCUAUCUUUGUAGUCAGUCUGAAAAUGCAGUAUUACCUGACAUUUGUACGUCACGUGAAUAUAAAAGUAUACAUAAACAUACCUUCUUUGUAACAUUAUUGGUUGUUUUGUCGCCUUCAAAGGACAUGUUAUCACAAGAAGUUGACAUUCAUUUUAAGUGUAAAUCCAAUAGAGUCUGGGACCCGUUCGUUAAGCACUGCAGAGCGUUAUUCUGCCCGAUUGGAAAGAUUCCGAUGUAUGGAGAAUGCAUGAGCACAGCACAAUCAAUAUCAGGAUUUCCACUGAACAUACAGUUUGAAGUUAUUUUGAAAGGUCAACAACCGUCAAAGGAGGAGGUCGUUAUGCUUACAGACAGUUGUAUUCCUUUCUUGUUCUCCAGUGAAUUUAAGUGCGGAGUUUGUAAACGUAAAAAUAUUUCGAUAGAAGGUAAGGACUCAUGUUGUCAGAUUUGUUCUUGUGCUCCCGAUUGUCACACAGUCGGAAGCUGUUGCCCGGAUGUUAAACACCUUGUUGUGAGUCCGCCAACAUACCCUUGUAGACGGGUAACAGACAUGCUGAAUUCAGUAAGGAAUAUGAGUUUGGUUACAGGAGAUAAACGUAUGUACCGAUUUAUUGAUGAUUGCCCUGAUAAAAAUACAUCAGCACUUUUCCCAGCUUGUGAAUACCCAGUCAAGUUGCAAGACUUUGUCUUCGUGUCGGAUAAAGCCAAUCAAAAAGUGUUUAAAAAUAGACACUGCGCAAUGUGCCAUGGAGUGGCUGAUUUCAACGAAUGGGAACUUACUACAUGGUGUGAGGAGGUUGCAAUUACAAAUUUUCAGACAUUUCAAGACAGAGACAACUACAUUUUGCAAAACUGUAUGCUAAACUCUUUUCCCCCAAACAAACUGAUACAUGAAUUGGCUACUUGUUUUUAUAUAACGGAGACGAUACAAGAUUGUCAUGGCAGCAAUCUAUGGAAUGAAUAUGGCGACUUCCUGAAAACCGCGUGUCACAAAGAAACCCCCUCACAGAACACCGUUUACUUUAUGGAUGACACAUGGAAGCAGCGCGCGUAUAAAAAUGUUUUCUGCUAUCUUUGUAGUCAGCCUGAAAAUGCAGUAUUACCUGACAUUUGUACGUCACGUGAAUAUAAAAGUAUACAUAAACAUACCUUCUUUGUAACAUUAUUGGUUGUUUUGUCGCCUUCAAAGGACUUGUUAUCACAGGAAGUUGACAUUCAUUUUAAGUGUAAAUCAAAUAGUGUCUGGGACCCGUUUGUUAAGCACUGCAGAGCGUUAUUCUGCCCGAUUGGAAAGAUUCCGAUGUAUGGAGAAUGCAUGAGCACAGCACAAUCAAUAUCAGGAUUUCCACUGAACAUACAGUUUGAAGUUAUUUUGAAAGGUCAACAACCGUCAAAGGAGGAGGUCGUUAUGCUUACAGACAGUUGUAUUCCUUUCUUGUUCUCCAGUGAAUUUAAGUGCGGAGUUUGUAAACGUAAAGUAUAUACAAAUCCUUCCAGUCACAAUUUAUUCUUUCAGAUACCGUUUUUCACAACAAGAACCUGCUCUUUAGACAAUUUACUUACGAGCCUGAAGGCAUUCGUACAGAUAAAAAAGAAAAAAUUUGCUGUAAAGCACAUGGAUGAGGUUCGGCAUCUUAUCAUUGAACAUACAACAGAAAAUAUUCUCAACAAAACUUAUCUGCCUAUUCCCACCAAAGAGUACUAUAAAAGUUGCUCAGCGAAUGUACAAACUGAUUUGUUCAUACUACAGAACUGUCCUCGUAUCUUAAUAACAACACCAAUGUUCCAACAAAUCACCCAGAAUGACACGUCAGUCUCCAAAAACGUACUUACAGAAAUUUUGGCUAUCAAAAACGAUAACAAUACGGUAUUUAUUUGCUUUGAAGAGUAUCUUAGACUAACAGCGUUGGUAAGCUGUUCAGGAGGCUUUCCAUUACCUAUGACGAUCGUCAGUUUCCUGGCCUUACACUUCACUUUUACUUUGUUGUAA
Ruditapes philippinarum (Manila clam) is the source of this 2817-nucleotide messenger RNA. RefSeq lists its product as uncharacterized. The transcript has 5 exons. The coding region runs from base 1 to 2817 and encodes 938 amino acids. The record is from RefSeq and is a predicted model, not a curated record. Lineage: Eukaryota; Metazoa; Mollusca; Bivalvia; Venerida; Veneridae.